Molecule: messenger RNA, 5255 nt
Organism: Spodoptera litura
Lineage: Eukaryota; Metazoa; Arthropoda; Insecta; Lepidoptera; Noctuidae
Biological process (GO): regulation of transcription by RNA polymerase II
Cellular component (GO): nucleus
Molecular function (GO): RNA polymerase II cis-regulatory region sequence-specific DNA binding; DNA-binding transcription factor activity, RNA polymerase II-specific
Source: RefSeq, a predicted model, not a curated record
AUGAGCGAUUCCCCAGGCGUGGAGUGGCUCCCUGCGUUUAGCCCUGGCCCGCCACGCCACAGUCCGCUAGGCCCCAUCCCGCGGUUUUUAUACGAAGAUGUGCAGCCUCUGGGUUUGCAGCAAGAGAACAAUAACAAAGAGGCCGACCAGAAAGAGAAUACGAAUAAAAUCAAACACGCGAAGCCCGCGUACAGUUAUGCCAGUAUGAUAAGGCUGGCAAUCAGCAGUUCCCCAAAUGGCAAGAUGACACUGAACGAGAUCUACACAUACAUAUGCAAUGCCUUCCCCUAUUACAAAGAAGCUGGCAAAGGUUGGAUGAAUUCAAUACGGCAUAACUUAUCCCUGAAUAAAUGCUUCAUGAAAGUGGCUCGCAGUAAAGAUGACCCAGGCAAGGGCUCCUAUUGGGCGAUGGACACCAGCUACAAAAUGGCGGAGGUCGCGCCUAGAAGACGUAGGAGUCUUAGGAUGGCCCCGUACAGCCCGGAGUGCAGCUCCAACAGUAGCGGCGAGGCGGGCGGCGCGGGCGCGGCCGGGCCCGACGCCGCGCCCACCCCGCCCGCCACCCCCACCACGCCCACCUCGCCCACCGUGCCCGGCGCCGUCAAGGAAGAACCUGUCGUCAAAGAAGAAUCAGAUUCGAAGCACACAGAUGACGCGCUGUCUGCACUGAUGAACGAGGAGCUGAUGACUGACGUCGACAUAAGCAGCGAGCGGUCGUGGUGUGACGGGGGGCGGCGCCAUGUAUGCGGAGCGUUGCGUCACAGUUCGCUGACUGAUGACUACGGGAACUUUGUCGUCACGCGGUACGACUGCGACUGUCCCGCAGACCCCGAGCCCACUACUGCGGGGGCUGGGACUGGGGCCGGGGUGGUGGGGCCCGAGAUAGCUGCGCCGCUGACCCCGCUGACCCCGCUGACCCCGUUGACCCCGGCGUACGUGCCGCUGCCGUACUGGAACUCGGAGAGUUUAUAACAUAAGUCCCCGCGCGCGCCCCGCCCCUGACUCCGGUCCUGUCCUCCGUUCGAUUGCUGCGUGUCUUCAUAUCAUGUAUCUGUAUCAAUGUUUGUUUCGUGUCAAUUGUUCCCCGCGCUCUGUCACUCCUAUAGCGUCCGUCUUGACGUCGCGAUCGAGUAUACUUAACUAAACUUGUCUAGUGUAAGCUAAUGUAAAUGUAAGCGAGGUUAGAUGUAACGGAUUGCGCAAGAGUUUUGAUCAAGUUUAAAUGAUAUAUGUUAAACACUAAUAUCUUAAUUAAUAUAGGAAAUAUUAUUAUCUUUAUAUUGAAUUGUUUGUUACGUGAACUUGGUCAAAAUGCUUUGCUUGUUUGGAUCGAAAGUUAGCUUGAUGAUAAAUAACUAGAUAAUAGUACAUGUGUUCGAGUGAAGCUUGCCAUUUUUGACACGUUUUGAAGUUUAUAUACUUGACUGUGGUGAUGACUGGACUUGCAGAUGGUUUGAAAAAAAAAUGGAAGAAUUGGUAAUAAAAAGAUGUGUAUUAGAGUAAAACUAAUCACGCCAAACAAUUUUACACUUUUUGAUGUAGUUUAUGUAAUAAAACAAGCUGUAUUAGCCAAAUACAUUGGAAGACUAGAGGUCUUGUAGUUGGCAACAUUAUUGGAAAUAUAAAAUAAUUUGCAUUACAGUGCAAAUAGUUUUCUUACAAGGAAACUAUACAGCCUCCGUCGUUGCCACGUCGAUAGAAGAUAUACAGAAACUAAACACAUAGAUGUGGUACUUAAAGGUUUUAUACAAGAAAGUGAUUACAGAGAACAUUACAGAUCAGCAACAUAUCUGUCGGGUUAUAUAUAGAGUAGUGAAGUUACCUUAGUCGAGGGACUUGUUGUAUUGUUAUAUAAGCGUUGUCUAGCGUUACGUGGCGGACACAUGUCCUCUAGCACAGCAGGGAAAUUGAAUAUGCUAUCUUCUAACCACGUACACUACCUAACGAGCAGUUGAGUCAUUCAAAAUCACCCAUGAUAUAUGUCUAUAUAUCUGUCUAGAUUACAUACAAAUAUUGUACCUAGCCUAGUAGACUACACGGACACGCUAGCUUUAUCUAUAAAAAAUAUACAACUGCAUAAUCUUUGCAAUACUAAACCCCGUCCUGACACAUCCAAGUUUGUACACAUUCAGUACAGGCACCCAUAGAAGCCAGAUACAAUGUUUAUAAUAUAUAAAGAACACAAGCAGAACCUGCUUCUGACCUUCUUUGCGACACGAAAUAAGGUAAUAUACACGACCAUAGAGUCUACAUCCCUGAAGGUAGCAUAUUUAAUGUAAACGGAUGAAGUAAUAGAUAUAUGACAGUAUUGGAGCCAGAGUGGUGACGAACAGAUCUCAGAAUGACCAGUAUAAUAUAUUAUUAUGAUUAAAAAAUAUAUAAUAUUAUAGUGUGCUAAUAUUUUAUAAUUUUAACUGUGCAUAAUGUUAGUUACAUUUAGUUAUAACAUAUAAAAUAAAUAUGAGUUAGUCUGUACGAAUUUAUAAUUUAAACAUAUAAAGUAUGUAACUAUUAAUCUAUGUAAUAUGAAGUCACACUUAUAUACGUAAAUAUUGCUUUUUUAGGAAAUCGUAUAUCGGCCUAUGGAUAUAUUAUACUUAUAUGUUAUAGCGCAUGCGCGGGCGCGCCCUGCGGUACCACUGUUUCGCGGAAUAAUUUUACUUGUGGUAUUAUUGAAGUAUUACCAGUUGUAAUAUGUAUCUUAAGGAUUUGAAAUUAAAGUACAGUAUAAAAUUAUUAUUAUAUUCAGUAAGGGGCGUUACUUAAUAGUUACGCACGUUGGAUAUAGUAGUACCGCGGGGCGUGGCCUUGUGUGCGCGUGUUAGGUUCUGCUUGCCUAAGUAACGAUUAUUUCUAGUUUAUUUUUAUAAGGUGCAAAUACGUAUUUUUGUGCCAUAGUAGCGUGGGUCGAAGUAUGGCAUUGAACACUUAGAAUUAUAUAUAAAAAAAGAAAAAUAAAACUGUCCCAUAUCUUAUUAAAAAUGUGUUCAAAAAAAGUUUUUUAGAAGUUGUACCUACAUACACGAGUAACAUUAGUAUGUGUAUAUAGUAGUAAUUAUUUUAAUAUUAACUGAGAACACUUGGGAUGUUAUGUAUUGUAACAUUUUUACCCGUUUAUAUUGAUAGUGCGAGCCACGAAUUUUUAUAUGUAAGCUCACAUAUUGGUAGGUUUAAGUCAAUCGUUCAUUUAUAUUGAAGCUUUGAUGGGCGCGAGUGUGCCCGGUGUAAUAUGUGAGCAUUAUGUAUCGAGUCGCGGGCGGACUGCACUCCUGGUGCACCGUACAUCAUUAUAUAUGUACUAUGUACUACAGAGUACCGCUACGUACACACCCGUAUUUAGGGCUCGAAUACAAAACUGCGAUGCGACAUCGCAUCGCAAAAAUAUGCAAGCUCCCUCUACGCAUCACAAGAACUUGCGAAUUCGCAUCGCAUCGCAUCGCAGUUUUGUGUACGAGCCCUUACUGGUUGAAGCCUAAGUUUGCUUCAAGUCAAAUAUACAAGUCGAUUGGUUUUCCUACAGCGAUGCAUGAGUGUGGUCCAGCCGAGUAUGAUUAAUUGCCCUUGUGGUUGAUUGUGGUUAUAUACCUAUGUAAUAAAUGUUCAGAUUCCUUUACAAAAAUAUUGAGUAACAUUGGUUGAACAUUCCUUUGCCGUCGACAAGUAUAAUUAUUAUUAAAAGAUGUUGUAAUUAUAUUUAUUGUCCAGAAUAUGUUAAAUCUUUUGUGCGCCAAGUAAACUUUAUUAGGUUAUUGCAAUACUUUUUCAGAAGGCAAGAAGAGACAACAGAUGAAAAUUAGUUGAUUAAAAACGUCUUUUUCUCUGUCUUCUAUAAAAAUAUAGCAAUCAUCUAAUUUUAUUUAGUGAACAAGAUUAUUUGAUGUAUAGGUACAGAUUAUGUACAUGUACUGGUUUCGCUACUUUCGUAUUUAUUUAGAUUUACGAUGAUUUUAAUUAUUUAAGUACCUACAUAUUUGUUUACUUUAUACGUUUUUACCAAGCGGUAGCGAGACCAACAGUUAUUGAUCAAUAACUGACAAUAAAAUCGUAUUUAUAUGCUAUUUUUAAUUUUAAAGCAUUGUACUAUAAGUUUAUAGUAUUCCUAAACUGUUGGGAAUUAUGAUUAUAAAAAUAUAGGUCUACACUGGGACACGGGUGAUAUACAAGAACACUAUCAAAUACAUAAAGGUUAUGUUUUAAGAAAAAACUGUAUAAAUGCAAAUUACUUAUGUAACGUAACUCCUUGUUAUUGACAUACACCCGUAUCCCGGAGUAGCCAACAUGGUAGGUUAGAAAGUGUCCUGUCAUUAUUUCGUUGUAAGAAUUAAGUUGAUAGAAUAUUAUAUUGUUAAUCCGCAGUACAGAUAACAAAUAGUUAGUUUUAUACUUUGACCUAGGACAACAAACGUCGGUUCUCUAGGGGCCUUAUACAUAAACAGUUUUAUACAAUCUGCCGGACACUUUCACUCAAUUAAGGUACAGAAUUUUUAAAGUUUUAUUUUUUUACGCAUAAUUUGAUACAUACAUAAUAAUCAUACAUACAGAGGUGCAUAGAUUUAUUUGCCAUUAGUUGCCAUUUUAUAUUGUUUGAUAGUAUUUAUUGUUUUCUGUGAUAAAAAAAAGAAAAACCUUUUAUUUUUCGAAGAUGACAAAAUGACGUACUUUGUAUUAUUUUUUAUUAAUUAUAGAUCCUUCAAAUGUGUCGUUGCAAAUAAUAUAUAUGUAUAAAUAAAGGUUAAUAUACAGAUAGUUGAUUUGCAAGUUGUAUGUACGUAAGUGUAAGAUAGACGAUACAUUUGAAGUAACUAUUGUAUUAAUGGUACUUUUGUAACGACUAACAACAUUAAUUUUAUAAUAACUCAGAGCGGGUGCAAGUCGAGGGGACUGUACUAUCGUAAGGACUGAUUGAGGCAUUGUCACGAGUACUACACGUAACGUACGAGCAGCUUCGUUUGGAGAUAACAUUACUUCCACACUACAUAGAGAAACAAAAGAUUGUAAUUAAAAUGGUUAGAUGUGUUUUUUCAUGUAUGUUCGACGGCCGUGGCAGUGUCUGACUGCACCGCUCACAGUAUUUUACUUUAUUUCGGUUACUCACUCCGCCUAUAAAUGAUAUUAACGCGGCGAUAUGAAAAUUAACUAUUUUAUUGUAAUCACGUUAGCCGUUAAUUUAAGAGUAGGAUGUUCUACCUCUAAACAAAUCAUAGUUGAUGUACAAUAUUAUAAACUUUUAACAGAAUUAUGAUGUUUUAUUUGUU